This is a messenger RNA of Bursaphelenchus xylophilus (pine wood nematode), 2934 nucleotides long. NCBI's taxonomy places the organism in Eukaryota, Metazoa, Nematoda, Chromadorea, Rhabditida, Aphelenchoididae. The record is from the annotation of a GenBank genome assembly.
AUGCGCUCAACAGUGCGACCGGUGGACUCGCCCAAGGCAAAGCAUGUGCAAUGGACGGUGAGCAACGAAGAGUUGGGAGUAGGGCCGGUGGGGCCGAAAUGGAAAGGUAUGCAGGAAGAAUAAAACUUUUCUUGAUGUAAAAGCUUUACAUGACUUGAUUCUUCAGAUCUCCCGGCUUCGGAGAAGGCGUACUUGAUCUCACUGACCUCCGUAAAGAUCUUCUUGUUUUUCCUCGUUAUCUUUGGCAUUAUUUGUAUGUUGGCAUUGUUGGCGGACGCAUUUCAAUUGAUCGGAGGAAGUGGAAUGGGUGAGGAAUUUUACUCAUGAACUUCAGCAAACAUUUUAAGGCCAGAAUCUGAAGAAGACUCCGUUUCUCAACAAUCCAAUUUCCUCCGCGAUUUUUGGCAUGGCCAUUACGUUAGUUCUACAAAGUGGAUCAACUCUGAUUAGUGUGUUGGUCGGAAUGGUGGCGGGCGAUUGUAAGUUUGCUUAUUGAAAUGAUCCCUCUGCUACCUACUCGAAUAUCAGUCUGUCGAGAAAAUAAUGACCGCAAUGUCACUGCGCCGUCCGCGUCGUUGAAGUGAAAAGCAAUUCGAUUUUGCCGCGACACAACUCAUUUUCCCGGCGGAAAUUUUCGAAGUGACAGAGUGCUCAUUAUUUUCCCGACAGACUGAUAUAUAAUUUUCCAUACGUUAUGCGUUACCACUCAUUUCUUACAGUGCUCUCGGUGCAUCAAGCCAUCCCAAUUAUGAUUGGCUCGGAGAUUGGCGCCUCCCUUAUCAACGCACUAGUUUCCCUGGGGCAAUCCGGGAAUCGCGACCAAUUUCGUCGCGCUUUCGCCGCCGCUACAAUGAACGAUGUGUACAAUCUUAUGAACUUUGCCUCCGUAUUACCUUUGGAGAUGGCCACUGGCUUCAUGGAAUGGUUCAGUGGGGUCUUGGUGAAGCCUUUGAGUAAUGUAAAAACCGGCGAGAUUAAGACGUUACAAUAUCUGACCGACCCGGUGUUGAGUUUGAUUGUGCAGGUAAUCAAUAAUUUAAUCAACUUUGGUACUAGGUAUUCCUAAACUAAAGCAAAUUUGAUGUAUUUUAGAUAGAUGAAGAAGCGCUAACACGAGUAACAUCGAUGAGUCGCAAAGAUGGGAAUGUGACAUACGAUAGAGACACCUUCAUCUUCCGAUGUAUUGACUUGAAGACUGGGGAAGAGCUGGUGUUCUGUAAGAUUUUUUUACCAUAUCAGUCUGGGGAAAAUAAUCAGCACAAUGUCGAUCAUGGAGCUGGUGAAAAACAACCCGGCGGAGAUGCCAUUUUCGAUGCGACAGAGCGCUCAUUAUUUUCCCGACUGACUGAUAGUUACAUCCUACCCUUACAGGCCCCUACAACCACAUCUUCGCACACUCAACCUGGUCCGACUCUACCGUGGGGCUCGUCCUCUUAGGCUGCUCAAUUGUUGGCCUCGGAAUCUGCCUAACCUCCUUAGUGCGCAUAAACCAAGCCUUGUUGGAGGGACGCGCCGCAGUUUGGGUACGUCGCCUGUUGGAGAAACGUUUCCCACAUCCGUUCGAAUGGUUCACCGGCUAUUUUAUCAUGUUCGUCGCCGCGAUUGUUGUGGUAAUCAUACAAUCGAGUAGUGUGUUCCGUUCGGCGCUAACGCCGUUGGUCGGAAUUGGAGUUAUCCCGCUGGAGAAGCUGUAUCCAUUGUUGCUGGGGGCGAAUGUUGGAACGACGUCGUCGGGUGUGCUAGCAGCGCUGUCGGCGGACUCAUCGCAGCUUCAGGAGUAAGCUAGUUGUCUCCAGGGUUUUUAGGUACCUUCAGAGAAAAAUAAGGCGUUCAGUAACAAAAACUUCUGGCUUUCCUUUCAGCACCGCAUGUUAGCGUAGUUGAUCAUUCUUUUAAUAUGUUUUCGUCUGAAAUCAACCAAAAGAAAUAAGAAAAACAACUUACCUUCCCCGAAAAAGUAGGAUGUGUCUACCUGAAACAUGAAAUAAUAUUUUUCCUCCACUUCCGAAAACUUAUUGCCGCUGAUGAAAGGACACGAGUCUAAAUGGAAAUACAAAUUCAGAAACUGCAAAAACACAAUAUUUUACCUUUCCAGAGCAAAGCGCAAUUUCGAUCCAACCGAAAAAUCCCUAAUAUUUUUCCCGUUGCACAACGCCAAAAAGGUUAUUUGUUUGCGUUUUGGGACCAAUUCACCCACCCGGUGGGGUUUUUGGCAAAGCAGCAGAAAACAAUAAUUCUGCGAACAGCCUCAAUAAAGUAUCACAAAUAUCACAAAUUUUUUCAGAUUCCUCUUUUGCCACUAUAUCUGAUCAGAUGGUAUUACACUACACAUUGCCAUUUCAGAACUCUCCAAAUCGCUCUUUGCCAGACUCUAUUCAAUGUUCUUGGCGUCAUUUUUUUCUAUCCCAUUCCACUCUUACGAAGAAUUCCGUUGCGACUUUGCAAGAUCUUGGGAAACACUACUGCUCAGGUAAGUCCACUCUAAAUUGUCUUCAAACCACUGAAUUUUAGUAUCGCUGGUUCGCACUGGUCUACAUCUUGAACGUUUUCUUUUUGUUCCCCGCCUUCCUAUUGGCCCUUUCAUUCCUUCCAUCGGCGGUGAUGUUCACAGUCGUUGGCGGUUUCAUUGCCUUUGUCGCGAUUCUCAUUACAAUCAACUGGCUGCAAAGUUCGCAUCCUGGGAUCUUACCAGAGUUUCUGCACAACUGGCACUUUCUACCGCGUUUUCUGUGGGAUCUCGAGUUCUACGACAAGAUAUUUCGAGAACUUUCGGAGCAAUGUUUCUGUUGCCCCAGGCGCUUCUUCAACGCCAGCUUUGAUGAGGAUGAGGGGGCGAAGCAAAAUGGAGUUCCCGAGCCACCGACGCGAAGGGAGAGUUUGGAGAGCGAUACGAACAAUACUGCUAAUCGACGGUAUCGCCAGACAAUUGUCUAG